Molecule: messenger RNA, 627 nt
Organism: Phytophthora sojae
Lineage: Eukaryota; Oomycota; Peronosporomycetes; Peronosporales; Peronosporaceae
Exons: 1
Coding region: 1-627 (208 amino acids)
Source: RefSeq, a predicted model, not a curated record
AUGAUUCUUUCCGGCGAAUGCAAGGAUCGUGGAUCCUUGGUUUUGGAUGAGCUGAGACGAAUUCUAGCGCGUGUGCCGAAGCUGACAGGCAUCCAUUUGGUGACGGUCCAAAAACUGCAAGAUAAAUACUUCACGAAGAAGGCAACGACCGAAUGUGAGGAGACGGCUGAAUGUAAGGAGACGACCAAAUGCACGGAGCUUAAGCAAUCGACAACCGACUACACUGAGUCUGAACACCACAUAACCAAGGCUAAGAAGUCUGUAACCGAGCGCACGGCUGGCGUGGAAUCUGAUGCGCAAUCGUGCGCUGAAUCAAACGUGCCUACUGGCCAGGUGACUCCCCCACCCAAGCCAGACGUCUCCAAGAUGUCGGCAUCUAAGUAUUUGGAGCACGUUGGCUUGCAACACGCGGACUUUUACCGAAUUUCGCGCAGUGGCGAGGUGCAACGGUUCCAGGAGCUGAUGGAGGCAAAGGCUACUGGCGGUGGUACGAGGGAAUCCGGCGCCGGAAAGCUCAUUUUGGUUGUCGAAGUCGGGCCAAUUUCGAAGAAAAGACGCUCGAAUGAAGCCGGACAGACAGAAUCACCGAACUCGUCAAAGAAGUCUCGGGUAAGUGGGGCCGAGUAG